AUGGCAGUCGCUUCACCAGACCCCCAGCAACUCUGCCAAGUUCUGGAGGGGACCUAUUCGCAAAAUGAGGACGUACGAAAAACAUCGGAGCAAUAUCUUCAAUCCAUUUCGCCGUCUCCGGGUCUGCUUGCGGCACUGCUGAAAAUCGUCCAGCACGAUCAGAUCGAUGUGGGCGUCCGAACUUCCGCAGCGGUGAUGCUGAAGAAUGAAGUGAAGAAACACUGGGAGGGCCCUGGAGCGGGUCUCGAGGACUCCGACGAAGCGGAUGGCGCAGCGGGCGCUCGGAAGAAGGAAGAGUUCUACUCAGCAGAAGAAAAAGCGUUUAUCAAGGAAAACCUCUACCAGGCUUUGAUUCAAGUCUGCCCAGUCUCGCAGCCGGUCUCGCAGCAGCUGCUCGAGUGCAUUCGCCUUAUUGCUCUGCACGACUACCCAGCGAGCUGGGAACCGCUCCUUCCCGCGGUGACAACAGACAUCGCCGCGCGCCAAGACUCGAGUCGCUUGCUCUGCGCGCUCUCUGUCCUCCGAAGGCUGUGCGGCAUUUACGAGUUCAAGCGAACGGACAAAGAGGCGCUGGACGCAAUCAUUGAGCGGACGUGGCCUCUCUUGCUGCCUGCCGCUGCGCAGCUCCUCAACGAAGGCGGCUUGGGGAACACAGACGCGAUGCAAAUGCUCAAAUUGAUCUGCAAAAUCUACUGGAGCUCCACGCAAGUCUGCCUCUCCUCGUCCGCUCUCGUCGUCUCCACCAUGGACGACUGGAUGCAGCUGAUGGAGCAGAUCCUCGUCAGACCCGUCCCGCCGGAGUUGCUGUCGGGUUUGGACGCGGCCGAGCGCUGCGAGCUUCCGGUGUACAAGGUGAAGAAGUGGGCACUUCAGAUCAUUCAGCGCGCGUUCUCGCGUUUCGGCGACCAGAAGCUGCUGAACCGGGCGACACGGAGUUCGAAGGAGGACGUCGCGCAGGCGUUUGGGCGGAACUUCGCGACUAAAUGGGCCCCACGCUUCACCGAGAAGAUCCUCCUGCUGCUCCGCCAGCGCCACGAGCACCCGGAGGAGGUCCAAUUCUGGCUCUCGCCGCGCAUGCUGAACUUGAUGCUGCAGUUUCUCCUGCUCGCCACCGAGGCCGCAAAGAUCUACGCCUCGCUCCUCAAACCCAGCGGCGAAUUCCUCGUCUCGCAGGUCUGCGUGCCGCUCCUCCAGUUCAACGAAGAAGACGACGAACUCUGGCAAACGGAGCCCGUCGAGUUCGUCCGACGACAGAGCGACGCCCUCGAAAGCUUCUCAGACCCCAAGGAAGCAGGCAAGAAAGAGCUCCGGGCUCGGCAGAAAAACGUCCAGCGGCCCUUGCCUCCGAAGCGCAUGUUCCCUCUUGCCCCCCGCCGCCGUCUCUCUGUGCACGCGUGUCUUGUGUUUCUGGUUGCUGUGCGUUUCUGGAUCGCAGCGUGCGAGUUCAUCAAGGCCUUGGUCCGGUAUCGCGGCCGAGAUUUCCUGGAGCCGCUGUAUCUGCUGACCCACCGUCUCGUGGACGAGUUUCGGACGGUGGCGCAGCAGGCUGCCGCGGCGAACCAGGCGCUGCCGGUUGUCGCGUACCAGAAGAAAGACGCCGCGUUGCGCCUCUCCUGUUGCAUUUCCGAUCGGCUGCUGUCGAAGAAGCGCCAGGCGCCCGUCGAGGACUUUCUGGCCCUGUUUGUGUUGCCGGAUCUCCAGAGCCCCAACAAGUUCCUGCGCAUGCGCGCCUGCGCCGUCUACGAGGAGUUUGUUCCCAAGUUGGCGACGUGGAAGAAUCCGGCGGCGCUGGUCGAGGCGUACAGGGGCAUUGUGCUGCUGACGCAGGACGCGGAGUUGCCGGUGCGCGUGCAGGCUGCGAUCUCCGCCAAAGUCUUCUUCAGUGUCGAAGUCGAGGAGCUCCAGCAGGUGAUUGUCGCCAACCUCGAGGGGCUGACCAAGCAGCUGUUCGCCGUGAUGAAGGACAUCGACAACGAACAAGUCGUCGCCACCAUUGAGCAGCUGAUCUCGUCGCACGAAGAACACAUUGCGCCCUACGCAAAGGACUUGACUCAAGCCCUCAGCGUGACGCUCCUCGAAAUGCUCGACCGCGAAGGCGCCGCGGAGCAGGCGGGCGACGACAGCGCCGAGGAAGACGCCGCCUUCGCCUCCAUGACUGUCCUCAGCGCUCUCAAAAACGUCCUUUCUUCCGUGACGGAGACGCCCGCUUUGUACUCGGAGUUCCUCGCCGACCUGUAUCCGGUGUUUGACGCGUUGUUUGCGCCGGACGCCAUCAACUUGCUGGACGACGCGAUCGAGAUUCUCGCCUUCAUCACCUUUUACAUUCCCGCGCCGUUCCCCCCGCAGCUGUGGCGCUACUUUGAGUCCCUCCACCAAGCAGUCUGUGGCGGCUCGACGCCCGCGCGGCCCUUGAGCGAGGCUCUCCAGAACGGCUGGGCAGUCGACUCGGUCGGCGACAUGAUUGCACCCAUCUCCAACUUCAUGUGCAGAGCGCAUGCGCAGUUCGUCAGUGGACAAAACGAACUGGGCGUCUCCUACAAGGCCUGUGUCCUGCAAAUCGGGAAAAAGUGCAUCGAAGACCUCGACUCCACCGACGCCUGUCUCGGCCUACAGCUUCUCUGCCUCCUGCUCGAGUGCUGCGCGGCGCAACAGACUGCCGACGACAUCCUCCUGCCUGCCUUUCAGUCUGUGUGGGGCUGGGUGCUCAAGCUGAACGCAGAGGACGGCGAGGAGAUCGACAAACGAACGCGACAAAUGUUCAUCAAGUUCGUUCUCACCCUCAUGGUCUACGACGUCCGGAAAUUCUUCCUGCUCCUGGAAGAACAAGGAGCCACGGCUCAGGUCCUCAGCUUCGUGCUGGAGAACGUGGCCCUCAUCAAAACGUACGAGCAGAAGAAAGUCUUCAUUCUGGGAUGCACGCGACUCCUUCAGGAGUUUGCAGCCGCCCCCGCGGCCUUCCCCGCAUGCGUGGCAGAGAGUCAGGCGCUGAUCACCAAGGCGCUCGCGACGCAGGCCACCGAGCAGGCGCAGCUGAAGCAGAAACUGAAGGAAGAGGAAGACAACAGCGAUUUCGAGACGGAUUCCGACGGAGAUUCCGAGCAAGAUUUAGACGAAACUGAAGACGCAGGCCUCCAUCCGAAAGCCAAGGAGAUCCUCGAGAAACUCGACAACGUGAAGUGGGGCGGCGACGAUGACGAUGACGACGACGAUGACUGGGACGAGAUGUACGACUCAAGCUGCGACGAGAGCGGCGGCCUGCAGUCUUCGCCUCUCGCCGAGGUCGACGAGUUGAAGAAUCUUCGGGAGGUUCUUGCGGCGCUUCCUCCGGAGGCUCAGGCGCAAAUUUCCUCUUGGCUAGGUCCCAUUCAACUAGCGAAGCUGAAUGAAGUUCUCACUGAAGCUCCGCCCGCCGCUGCGGCUGCGUCUUCGACUUCCUGUUGA
Molecule: messenger RNA, 3441 nt
Organism: Neospora caninum
Lineage: Eukaryota; Apicomplexa; Conoidasida; Eucoccidiorida; Sarcocystidae
Exons: 12
Coding region: 1-3441 (1146 amino acids)
Biological process (GO): protein import into nucleus
Cellular component (GO): nuclear envelope; cytosol
Molecular function (GO): small GTPase binding
Source: RefSeq, a predicted model, not a curated record